Molecule: messenger RNA, 1599 nt
Organism: Cooperia oncophora
Lineage: Eukaryota; Metazoa; Nematoda; Chromadorea; Rhabditida; Trichostrongylidae
Source: the annotation of a GenBank genome assembly
AUGGCUAUUGCCCUCAGCGUCACUCUCGUUCAAAUGGCGUCAGCAAACAAGGGCAGCCUUUUUCCGGAUGCGAUGCUUAUUCUACUUCUCUUUCUGAAAUUUUUACGGUUAUCAGAUCAAUCGGAGGACUUCGAUAACGCUAAAAUUCUUGGUAAAAUUAUGAGGAAAAUGUAUAAUCCAGCAUGCAUACAAGAUUACUCCGCUAACAUACAAAGGAAUGCAACGUUCAAGGCUAAUUUACGGAAUUGUAUGGAUAUUUUAUUUUUAAAUAAUGGAUCACGUGUCUUUUCCGGGCAUAUUGAAAUUGGAUUUCAUCCGCUUGUUAUUACUAGUAAUGAUCGACUAUAUUCUGUGAAAUGCAUCGACAACUCAUAUGCCAUAGCACACCAAGCUGCAAAAAAUCAAGACAAGUAUUGCUCGCAUACAAUACGACUGGCAUCACGAUGGGAGAGCAGUACCGUAUUUCAUGUGGGAGACGCCGUCGUCCAUGAAUGGAACUGCAAUUUUCCAGUCAAAGAGGGUCAAAAGUACCAAACGUUCUUGACCAGCUGCAAUGCUAUUUCCAGCUCUGGGCAGAUUAUACACCUAGUGGACGAAAAUGGGUGUAUUGUGGACUCUGAGCUCAUCGGUGAAGUGGUUUACAAUAGUUUCAUGCCGAAAGUGUAUCGGAUAGAAUGCCUCCUACAGAUGUGUACCACGGAAGGAAUAUGUAAAGAUCGUGUUUUUCCUCCCAAGUGCGCAUUUACAAAAGAAGAGAUACUUAAUCGAUAUGCAAGUAAAACGAAAGUUGACGCUCUCGAAGAUACCUUCAUGACAGGAACAAUCAAUAAUCGUUAUGAACUUCAAGUGAAGGUGGUCAGUGAAUGGAUUACUGUACACAAUAAUCAGUACACAAAUAUAGAACAGUUACAAGAAAGAUUCUAUCUGACCGCUGUAAUCAAUGAAGAGAUGGAAGAGCCGAAAGUGCAGACAACACCUCGCCAUUUCCUGAUGGGAAUAUCUUAUAGAAGUCCGAACAAUACCGAUCCUCCACGAAAUGAGUCCGAGGACAACGACAAUUCAACCUCCGCUCUAAUAGAACCUUCAGGCGCUUUCGUAAUACAGAAUCCAACCAUUAGCUCUGGAGAAGUAGACAACAUAGAAGUGACCACUACAACGGCUGAGCCUUCUGAUCCCAGUGUUUCUGUGACGGAGACUUCUGAGACAGCAUCUGAGACAACACUGUCUAGAGAAUUUCAGAGCGAAUCAGUGGCAUCAAAUGGGCUUUUGGAAACUUCACCUACGUCUCGGACAUCUUCAGCGGUGACUUCCAGCAGAAAAAUCCCAAAACCUAAAACAACAUUGUUGCUGCACACUUCUUCCUCGACAAGAACAUCAACGGAUUCAUCGACAAGGAGUACUUCAGCACUAGAGUCUUAUUUCUCUCGAAAGAAAGCUAUGAACACGACGAGAGCAAGGACGACGACAAACUUCAGCAGCAGUACAACAGCGUCCCCUAUCGCCACGGAAAGUACCAGUGCGCCUUCUACACAGAACGCGUCACCCACUCGUGAGAAACCGGCAACAUUACUUUUCUAUACAAACAGGUCGUCCACGUGA